UCUAGCCUCGGCGAGAAAGGAACCUGCUAGCACCGACCGCCCUUAUCUAACCAACUGCAGAGGGCGGCUGCCGCUGCCUCUUCCUCCCCGUGUGUCACGUCUUCUCCAUUCAGCCCCCAGCAUCACCGCCGACGCUGCAGGGAGGACCACCUAAAAACAAACAAACUCUAACAAAUCCCAAACUCGAGGGGCAGAGACCAAUACUCCCAAGCACGCCAUGAAGGGCGAUGCAGGCGGGGGCUUCACUGUUAUAGAUAACGAAAGUUAACUUCAGGAUGCUCAAACGGAAACAAAGCUCACGUGUGGAAGCUCAGCCUGUUACAGACUUUGGCCCUGAUGAAUCUUUGUCAGACAAUGCAGAUAUCCUGUGGAUUAACAAGCCAUGGGUUCACUCUUUGCUACGCAUCUGCGCCAUCAUCAGUGUCAUUUCUGUUUGUAUGAACACCCCAAAGACCUUUGAGCAUUAUCCACCUCUUCAAUAUUUGACAUUUGCUCUAGAUACUUUAUUGAUGUUUCUCUACACUGCAGAGAUGAUAGCAAAAAUGCAUAUCCGUGGGAUAGUCAAGGGGGAUAGCUCCUAUGUAAAGGAUCGUUGGUGUGUGUUUGAUGGAUUCAUGGUUUUUUGUCUCUGGGUGUCAUUGGUGUUACAGGUGUUUGAAAUUGCCGAGAUAGUUGAUCAGAUGUCACCCUGGGGCAUGCUGCGGAUUCCAAGGCCUCUUAUUAUGAUUCGAGCAUUCCGGAUAUAUUUUCGCUUUGAGCUUCCAAGAACCAGGAUAACAAAUAUUUUAAAGCGUUCCGGAGAGCAGAUUUGGAGUGUUUCAAUUUUCCUUCUAUUCUUUCUGCUUCUGUAUGGAAUUCUAGGAGUUCAGAUGUUUGGAACUUUUACCUAUCAUUGCGUAACAAAUGACACCCAGCCAGGAAAUGUAACCUGGAAUAAUUUAGCUAUCCCAGAUACUCACUGUUCCAGAGAGCUAGAAGAAGGUUACCAGUGUCCAGCAGGAUUUAAGUGCAUGGACCUUGAAGAUCUGGGACUAAGCAGGCAAGAGCUGGGCUACAGUGGCUUUAAUGAGAUAGGCACAAGCAUAUUUACCGUUUAUGAAGCUGCUUCUCAGGAAGGCUGGGUGUUCCUUAUGUAUAGAGCAAUUGACAGUUUUCCCCGAUGGCGUUCGUACUUCUAUUUCAUCACCUUAAUUUUCUUUCUUGCCUGGCUUGUUAAGAAUGUGUUCAUCGCUGUCAUCAUUGAAACAUUUGCUGAAAUAAGAGUGCAAUUCCAGCAGAUGUGGGGGUCCAGAAGCAGUACCACCUCAACUGCUACUACCCAGAUGUUUCAUGAAGAUGCUGCUGGAGGAUGGCAGCUAGUGGCUGUUGAUAUGAAUAAACCCCAGGGCAGAGCUCCAGCAUGUCUACAGAAACUGAUGAGGUCAUCAAUAUUUCAUAUGUUCAUACUGAGCAUGGUGGCAGUAGAUGUCAUUGUCGCUGCUAGUAAUUACUACAAAGGAGAGACUUUCAGAAGACAGCAUGAUGAAUUUUACCUAGCUGAGGUUGCUUUUACAGUUCUCUUUGACUUAGAAGCUCUUCUGAAGAUCUGGUGCUUGGGCUUUACUGGAUAUAUCAGCUCAUCUCUUCACAAAUUUGAACUGCUGCUUGUAAUUGGAACUACUCUUCAUAUUUAUCCAGACCUCUACCAUUCCCAGUUUACAUAUUUUCAGGUGCUUAGGGUAGUUCGACUUAUAAAGAUUUCUCCUGCUUUGGAGGAUUUUGUGUAUAAGAUAUUUGGACCUGGAAAAAAACUUGGGAGCUUGGUUGUAUUCACUGCCAGCCUUUUAAUUGUAAUGUCAGCAAUUAGUUUACAGAUGUUCUGCUUUGUGGAAGAACUGGACAGAUUUACAACUUUUCCAAGGGCAUUCAUGUCAAUGUUCCAGAUCCUUACACAGGAAGGAUGGGUGGAUGUCAUGGAUCAGACUCUUAAUGCUGUAGGACAUAUGUGGGCACCUGUAGUUGCUAUUUACUUUAUACUUUAUCAUCUUUUUGCUACACUGAUUUUGCUCAGCUUGUUUGUUGCUGUUAUUUUGGACAACUUGGAACUUGAUGAAGAUCUAAAGAAGCUUAAACAACUCCGUAAAUCUGUUUUCAGCAUCAGGGCAAGAAAUCUUCUGGAAAAGGAGACAGCAAUCAAUAAAAUCCUUAGGGCCUGCACUAGACAACGCAUGCUGAGUGGAUCCUUUGAGGGGCAACCUGCAAAGGAAAGGUCAAUACUUAGUGUCCAGCAUCACAUACGGCAAGAGCGCAGGUCACUAAGACAUGGUUCCAACAGCCAGCGAAUCAGCAGGGGAAAAUCUCUUGAAACCUUGACUCAAGAUCAUUCUAAUACAGUGAGAUACAGAAACGCACAGAGAGAAGACAGUGAGAUCAAGAUGAUCCAGGAAAAAAAGGAACAAGCUGAAAUGAAAAGGAAAGUCCAAGAGGAGGAGUUGCGAGAGAAUCAUCCAUAUUUUGAUAAGCCACUUUUCAUAGUUGGUCGAGAACACAGAUUCAGGAACUUUUGUCGGGUGGUUGUGCGUGCUCGCUUUAACGCUUCUAAAACAGAUCCUGUUACCGGAGCUGUGAAAAAUACCAAAUACCAUCAGCUAUAUGAUUUGCUGGGAUUGGUUACUUACCUGGACUGGGUUAUGAUCAUUGUUACUAUAUGCUCCUGCAUUUCUAUGAUGUUUGAAUCCCCCUUUAGAAGAGUUAUGCGUGCUCCAACACUCCAGAUUGCUGAAUAUGUUUUUGUAAUAUUCAUGAGCAUUGAGCUUAAUCUGAAGAUUAUGGCAGAUGGCUUGUUUUUUACACCAACAGCUGUCAUAAGGGACUUUGGAGGAGUCAUGGAUAUAUUUAUAUAUCUUGUAAGUUUGAUAUUCCUUUGCUGGAUGCCUCAGAAUGUUCCUGCUAAAUCUGGAGCUCAGCUCUUAAUGAUACUACGAUGUCUCCGACCCCUUCGCAUUUUCAAACUGGUGCCACAAAUGAGGAAAGUUGUACGAGAGCUGUUUAGUGGCUUCAAGGAAAUCUUCUUGGUGUCCAUUCUUUUGCUGACAUUAAUGCUCGUUUUUGCAAGCUUUGGAGUUCAGCUUUUUGCUGGGAAACUGGCCAAGUGCAAUGAUCCACACAUCAUCGCAAGGGAAGAUUGUCAUGGCAUCUUCAGAAUAAAUGUAAGUGUUUCAAAAAAUCUGAAUUUAAAGCUAAGACCUGGAGAGAAAAAGCCUGGAUUUUGGGUGCCACGAGUCUGGGCAAAUCCUCGCAAUUUUAAUUUUGACAAUGUGGGAAAUGCCAUGUUGGCACUAUUUGAAGUUCUUUCAUUAAAAGGCUGGGUGGAAGUCAGAGAUGUCAUUAUUCAUCGCGUGGGGCCGAUCCAUGGAAUCUAUAUUCAUGUCUUUGUGUUCCUGGGCUGCAUGAUUGGAUUGACCCUUUUUGUUGGGGUUGUCAUUGCUAAUUUCAAUGAAAAUAAGGGUACAGCUUUACUGACUGUAGAUCAGAGACGGUGGGAAGAUCUAAAGAGCAGACUGAAGAUAGCUCAACCUCUUCAUCUCCCACCUCGUCCGGAUAAUGAUGGCUUUAGAGCCAAAAUGUAUGAUAUAACGCAGCAUCCGUUUUUUAAGAGGACCAUUGCUGUGCUUGUUCUGGCCCAGUCUGUCUUGCUUUCAGUGAAGUGGGAUGUCGAAGAUCCAGUGACUGUUCCUUUAGCAACCAUGUCUGUUGUUUUCACCUUCAUUUUUGUCCUAGAGGUCACUAUGAAGAUUAUUGCCAUGUCACCUGCUGGCUUCUGGCAAAGCAGAAGAAAUCGAUAUGACCUUUUAGUGACCUCCCUUGGUGUUAUAUGGGUGAUACUUCACUUUGCCUUACUAAAUGCAUACACAUAUAUGAUGGGUGCAUGUGUAAUUGUCUUCAGGUUCUUCUCAAUUUGUGGGAAACAUGUGACACUGAAAAUGCUGCUGCUGACUGUGGUUGUCAGCAUGUAUAAGAGUUUCUUCAUCAUUGUGGGAAUGUUCUUACUGCUUCUUUGUUAUGCUUUUGCUGGAGUAGUUUUAUUUGGCACAGUGAAAUAUGGAGAGAACAUUAACAGGCAUGCAAACUUUUCAUCAGCUGGCAAGGCCAUUACUGUACUCUUCAGAAUAGUUACUGGGGAAGACUGGAACAAGAUUAUGCAUGACUGCAUGGUUCAGCCUCCUUUUUGUACUCCAGAUAACAGCACAUACUGGAGGACAGAUUGUGGAAAUUAUGCUGGUGCUCUGAUGUAUUUCUGUUCCUUUUAUGUCAUCAUUGCAUACAUAAUGCUAAAUUUGCUUGUAGCAAUCAUUGUGGAGAAUUUCUCAUUGUUUUACUCCACCGAAGAAGACCAACUUUUAAGCUAUAAUGAUCUUAGACAUUUUCAAAUUAUAUGGAACAUGGUUGAUGAUAAAAGAGAGGGGGUAAUCCCUACCUUCCGUGUGAAGUUUCUGCUGAGGUUGCUGCGUGGGAGGUUGGAGGUAGAUCUUGACAAGGACAAACUUUUGUUCAAGCACAUGUGUUAUGAAAUGGAGAGGCUGCAUAAUGGUGGAGAUGUCACUUUCCAUGACGUAUUAAGCAUGCUGUCAUACAGGUCUGUUGAUAUCAGGAAAAGCCUUCAGCUGGAAGAGCUUCUUGCCAGGGAACAACUGGAGUACACAAUAGAAGAAGAAGUGGCCAAACAAACCAUACGCAUGUGGCUGAAGAAAUGCUUAAAGCGUAUCAGAGCAAAACAGCAGCAGUCAUGUAGCAUUAUCCAUAGUCUACGAGAGAGUCAACAGCAGGAGUUGAGCCGAUUUCUGAAUCCCCCCAGCAUUGAAACAACACAGCCAAGUGAAGAUACGAAUACUAAUAAUCAAGAUAAUGCACAGCCAGAGACAAGUAGCCAGCAGCAGCUCCUUAGUCCAACGCUUUCUGACAGGGGCGGGUAUCGGCAGGACUCUACAGAUGGUGGGAAGCCUCAACGGAAAUUCGGACAAUGGCGUUUACCUUCAGCCCCCAAACCAAUAAGCCAUUCAGUGUCUUCAGUCAAUCUGCGGUUUGGUGGUCGCACAACUAUGAAAUCUGUUGUAUGCAAGAUGAAUCCUAUGGCAGAUGCUGCUUCUUGUGGAUCAGAAGUGAAGAAAUGGUGGACAAGACAACUAACUGUGGAAAGUGAUGAGAGUGGGGAGGAUCUUCUUGACAUCUGACCAAGAAAAGAGGCUAACUUAAGUCAUAUUGCAACAACAGCCAUUUCAAAUAAAAACAAUUUUCUUGGGGUUUGAAUUGAAUGAGAUAUAAUUGAUGUAUGAUUUAUUUAAAACUAAUGCCAUAAGAUUUUUCAACUGCUUUAUCUUUUUGCCAUAUAAAACAUAAUACAGACCUGUAUGUUAGAUUUCAGCUCUAUUGUGAAGAUUACUGUAUGUUAGGAAGAUUCUAUAUUAUGACAGUAUUGAUGAUGCCACAGAGUCUCUAUUGUCUUUAGCAUAGAUGGAGCAUUGAAAGGUUUCAUACAUUCUGUAACAAAAAUUUGUAUUCAGGUAUAGACUUCUGCAUUUUUUCAUCCUGUACCAUACCUGAAAAUGGCCAGCACAUUACUGUACAGCAUUUCUUUUCUUUUUAUUUUCUCUCAGUUCUAGUCUAGUAAUAUUUCUCUAGAAAGAUUUUAUUAUUCAUGAAUGACCUAAAGAGGUCAGCACUGAGUUCAUGGUAAGGGACAGUAUUUUUACAAAGUACAGAUUCUGAAUUUCAAGUCUAGUCUUUUUCUUGUAAUUUUCUUAAAUAUGCUAAUACAAUAUAGCUGAUUUUAAAAUCAGAAACUGAUGGAUUGGCUUUUAAAAAUUGUUUUUUUUCUUCUGGUUAAUUAUGUAUAGAGUUUGAUUUUCAUAAGAAAUCAGCCAAAAAAUUACAUGGGUUAAGAAUUUGCAAAAGCAUCUAUACAUGGUGUGUUUCAUUAAUGACCUGGAAAAUAAAAAUAAAUCCUACACAAAGUGAAAACUUGGAUGGAUUGCUGAAGAGGAGUACAAAAGAAUUGCAAAACCAGAAAGCCUAAGGCACAAAACUAGUUACAUCUAGUAAGGGACAUAAGCAGUAAUAAGAAGAGGUUAUUUAAAUACCUUAGGAGCAUGAGAAAAACAUAGGAAAGUGUAGGUCCUCUACACAGUGAGGAAGGAGAUCUGAUGAUAUUAAGAAGCUGAGAUGUUUAAUGCCUAUUAUGCUUCAGUCUUCACUAAAAAGAGUAAUGGUGACCAGAUACUUAAUACAAUUAAUAUUUUAACAAGAUGGAAGGAACACAAGGCACAAUAGGAAAAGUCCAGGUUAAAGAAUAUUUAGAUUAGUUGGGAUGAAUUUCAUUUGGCCCUGCCAACUUGAAUAUAUCUAAAGUACUUAAGAAACUAGCUGAAGCAAUCUCGGAACCAUUAGCAAUUAUCUUUGAGAACUCAUGGAGGCCCCAGAGGACUGAAGAAGACCAAAUAUAGUACCUGACUUUAAAAAGGGAAACAAAGAGGACAUGGGGCUUUAUAGACUGGUCAUCCUAACGUUGAUAUCUGGAAAGAUAUCUGAACAAUUUAUUAAACAAUCAAUUUGUAAGUGCCUCAAGGAUAAUAGGGUGAUAAGGAGUAGCCAGCAUGGAUUUUUCAAGAACAAAUUAUGCCAAACCAAGAUAACUUCCUUCUUUGACAGGGUUACUGGCCUAGUGGAUAGAGGGGAAGCAGUAGACAAGUUAUAUAAAAUAGCAAGUUGGGGUCGUCUUUGCAACUCUGAGGCUGUUAAAAUACAGUUCAGUUUUACCAAUCUAGAUAGGAGUGAACCAAGUUUUAACCAAGUCAUUACUCAUGCUCCAGUCUGACAAACCCAGAGCUAUAUCAUGAUUCCAUAACAUGGUUAAAAAGUGGUUUGGUCCCUUUUAGUCUGGGAAAUCAUGUUUUAACAUGUGAUGAUGGUUUUGCAUAGUACCAAGAAUGCUUACUACUUGAGAGAUAAGCAAAAGAGAAUCAGUCGGUUUCCCUGAGAGUUUUCAAUAUAGAUUGAUGCUAUACAAAUACAGGGAUGGGAAAGAGAAGUGACCAAAAGCAGCGUGAAUGAUCAGUGAAGCAUGGCACAUAUCUUGUAGGUUCCAUACUAUACAGUUGUUUAAAUAUAUGGGCUGGGGAUUGUGUUCUCUUUCCUCAGAUACACACUGGCAGUUGCAGGCUUUGUGGCUGGGCCCCAAACACAAUUGUUUUUGUAGUAUAGCGGAGACCUUUUCCACUACCAUUGUUUCCUAUGGAAAUGAUAGGUUGCUUUAACAUGGCCUGACUUGAGAUCUUGUGAGACGCUCACAGUUAAUGUAUGGCUCCACAUGUCAUAUUUUCUUUCAAAAACUGGCAAUUGUCAAUAUUCUACAGUGUUUUCUGGCCAAAACAGUAAUGUAGAAUGAUCAGAAGACAGUAUUGUUUUCACUGAUGCCUUCACCAGUGAUGCAAACUCAGUUUUGACCACAAAAUACAGUUUUCAUGGCGUCUAUCAACAUUGCUCUGUGUGCUGUUGAACAGAUAUUUUUUGAACGUAAUAGUCUCAAAGAGUCAUAAUGUACACAUUUGUGAAUGGUGUAGUCAUUCUGUUCUGUGGUACAUUUAAGUUUAAAACUAAUCAAAAACUUACAUGCAUCGUAGAUUUAAAGUAACCAAAUAUGUGCAUUCUCUUGUUUAUUAAGUAGACUAUGACUAAACAUUUAAGAAAAUUACAAAGUAUCUUUGACAAGGCCAGUAUUUUGUGUUCUGUUUUGUGUCAAUUUGAAGUUCAGCUUUUGUAUAUAAGACAAUCUGAUAAAUAUUGGAUUUAUAAAAGAUAUAAUCUUGAUUUUCAGUAAUGUAUUGAACUGCAGAAACUUUCUGAAUCAUUGUAACUGCGAGUCGUCUUUUUAAAAAAAAAAUCUGGCAAACAUUUUGUCCUUGCCUACAGUACUCUGUUAAUAAAAGUGAGUUGCAUUAAGCCAGAUCCAUCCCCCAAACUUUCAUUAUAACUGCAUUUGAUGUGCUUACCUCAUAUAUUACUUGGCUGCAUAGUAGCAUGUAAUUUUAUUUAAAAUGCAUGCAGAAUAGCAGUGGUAGCAUUUAAGACCUAACAAUUGUCAUGUCAUAUCAGAGCAGUGGUCCAUCUAGUCCAGUAUUCUAGAUGUUUCUGAUGAAGGGCCAAGAAAUCCUGUAAUGGAUAAUUAUAUCAAUAUUAUUUCAUUGCUGGAGGAGCCAAGGCCUCUCCACUUACCUUGAAACAAAUAUUUUUAAACAUAUCCAAGGAAAAAAAGCAGAUUAAGAGUUAGCCACAAUGGAAAAGCCAGAAUCCAGUUGUCUGUACCCUAGUUGGGCUACAUGGAAUGGAUCACUUGAUGAUUAGCUGUUCUGUUCAUUCCCUCUGGGGCACCUGCCAUUGGCCACUGUCGGCAGAGAGGAUACUGGGCUAGAUGGACCUUUGGUCUGACCCAGUAUGGCUGUUCUUAUGUAGUUUUGCUGUUACAGAUGUAAGCAAUCAGAUACAAUUACAGAGAUGUGGAAAUGUAUAUAUGUCAAUCGUAACACUCAGGGAUGUCAGAAACCAGGUGAAAAACCUCCUUAUAUUAUAACUAAAGAAUAGGAGAGAGCCAUCACAUUCAAUAGUGGAGAACCUAGCAGGGGAAAGAGGUUAAGAGGCGAGAAGUUGAAAAAUCACCUCAAGUGCAGUGACAACUUGCCUGAACAAUACUGUUCAGCCAGGGAAAGAAAAGCCCGCCAGGGAGGCAGAGUGCACCAGUUCACUGAUGGAAAUGUAAGUGUCCUAGAGAAGAGAGAAGUUGAAAAAAACACAGACCUAAAAGUUUAAAAAAAAAAAAAAAAAGGAGCACUCCCACAAGGUCAGAAACAUCUGUUGCACACAAUGUCCUUGGUAUAUGAAACCAAACCCAGAGUUAUCACGUGAAAAUGAAAAAAUAAAAUAUUUUGGAUCCCCGUAAGUCCAAGCCCUACUCCUCAUGAUGUCAGUGGCAAAAAUCCCUGUGACUUCAACAGAGCAAUACUGAGCUUUCACAGAAAUAAAAAGCAAGCUAUUAUAAAAUCUGAGCACCAGCCUUAAAUGAGCUCAGUAUUAUUUUAUUGUUCACUAUUAUUUUAUCAUGUCAGAUUUCAGACAGUCAAAUUUGCAACCAAAAAUGGAUAGCGUUUCUGAUAAGGAGAUACCACUUCUUAAUACUGAUCUAAAAAUUCAAACAAGAUGUUUGUCUAUCAGACUUAAAAAUUAUCAUUUCUUUAUUCUGUGGGGACCAGGUGGGCUUUCGCAUUGGCAUAUUCUCCAAAAAAAAUACUAUGUCACCUCUGAACUUCUGAAAGGGACUGAAAUUGAUGUUAUAUUAGCUAAUGGCUACCUAUGAAGAUCAAUAUUGUAGCUUCUGAGCAGUCAGAGGAGAGUUGUACUCCCAAGUGGGGUGUUUUCUUUGUAGGAGAAAAAUUCUGAGGGGACAGAAUCAGGAUGAGAUUUCCUGCUCUAUUUUUUAUUUGCAAUAAUCCACAUUGUUCCUGUCAUUGCUUCAGAAAAGGAUGGCUAUUAACCACAAAAGCAGCAGCAACGCUUUGCUUGGUGUAACCCCAGCAACAUAGAUCUGUGUUCAAAGUACAAUCCAGACUGCACUUUAUUAACUCCUCUUAAAUCUUCCUCAAACCACAAUCACCUGGAAUCCAAGCAGGUGGUAUGGGUAUCUCAACCUCCCUGAGCUCAGAGUCAGCAGGCCAAAUCUAUCCCUGCUGUAAUUCCACUGAAGUCAAUUUAUUUACAGGAGGGAUUAAUUUGCCCCAAAAUGUAGGUUGUUGAUGGACAAGUUGGUUGUCCUGACUUGUUCAAUUGCUCUGCAACACAAAGGAAAUCACUAGAAUUCAAUUAACCUUCCUCUUAAUCUCAAGGGUUGUAGUGUGGGAAUCCAUUAGCAAUUUUUGCUCAUUGUUCUCAUUGAAGUACCUUCAAGCACCAGAGUUAUUAACCCCUCAGUGAGCUAAGUGUAUAUGCAGCACAUUUAACCCCUCUCUGCAGGUUCCCAUCUCAGCUAUUUAUUUCACUAGCAUUAUAGGGUUCAUACUUUUACCUGACUUGCACAUGUGCAUUGGAGGAUUUGGGCAACUAAUUUGGGCACACACAAAAGUGUCCCUUACAAAAGGGCAGCUUGUUGUGAAUGAAAGAAAAGCUUAAGUAGAGGGUUAAAAGGAAUAAAAUGUUUAGCUGCCUGAUGUUUCCUCCUCAGAUUUGAAGAGCCUUUUCUUCUUUUGUUGCUGCCACAAAACUGGAGUUUUUCAAUAGACAUUUUGUUUCUCAGCAAAAUUUUUGCUGAAGUUGGACACAAAAACAUUUGUACUACAUGCAUAUCAGUAAGAAUCUGGGGAAGGCUUUGACAGUGCUUUCUGAAUUAGCAAUAGGGUAGACUCAAGGAACUCAAUCUCUUUAGUUUAACAAAGCAAAGGUUAAGGGGUGAGUUGAUUAGAGUCUGUAAGCACCUACAUUGGGAACAAAUAGUCAAUAAUGAGCUGUGCAAUCUAACAGAGAACGGUGUUUGUACCUAACAUGCUCCAGUGGAUGGAAGUCAGGGCCGGCUCCAUGCUGGUGCUUGGGGCGGCAAUCUGUAAGGGGCGGCAGUCCCUGUUGUUUUGCCCCCAAGCAGCACACCGAAUUGCUGCCGCGGGCAGCAGGGGCAGUCAGUGUGCCCUUAGGGUGGCACACACUUUUCUGCGGUGGCAGCAAUUCGGCAGCAGCAGCUUCUAUGUUUAGCUGUCCGCGGCGGCUUCCGCUAAACAUAGAAGCUGCCGCCGAAUUGCUGCCGCCGUGGAAACACACCUGCCACCCUAAGGGCACAUGGUCUGCCCCCACUGCCCGCGGCGGCAAUUCGGUACGCUACUUGGGGCGGCGAAAACUGUAGAGCUGGCCCUGAUGGAAGCUGAUGUUAGCCAAAUUCAGACUGGAAAUGAGGCAUAUGUUUUCAAAAGUGAGGGUGAUUAACCAUUGGAACAAUUUACCAAAGGUCAUGGUGGAGUCUCCAUCACUGACAAUUUUUAAAUCAAGACGGGAUGGUUCUCUAAAAGAUAUUCUUUACUAAUUGUUUUGGGGAAGUUCUAUGGUCUGUGAUAUACAGGUUGUCAGACUAGAUGAUCACGCUGGGCCUUUCUAACCUUGGAAACUAUGAAUUUCAAAGUGGAGUAGUCACAUGAUGGAAGACUUGGAUGUGGUGUUGCUGGUUCUCUGAGUGACUAAGACUAUGCCAUGGGUUUAGGAGGACCAGAUAAGUUUUUGUUGUUUUUUUUACUUGCUGUCGCUGAUGGAGAGGCUGGCUUUAGUAGUUUUAGCCAUUACAUCAGCCUGUUUUUUUAAAGCCUCAAAACGCCAACUUGCCUGUCAGACAGCAGCCUGAUACAUUUAACAUUCUCAAUAUUCACCCAUUUAGUGGGCUAUGUGUCACUAUAAUGGUUUAAUUUUUUUUUCACAUAUUGGAUCUGACUGCAGUUUUACAAGGGAAAUCAGACUUAUUUUCCAUCUGGGUAUUCCUCUAGGAGCCCUACCCUCUCCUUAGAUCAGUAAUGUUACUUUCUGGGCUUCUACUUCUUCCUGAUUGAGAACUCUACUAGUAGUACAGUUUAAAGACUUCCAAGCCUCAUGUUGUUAUUAUGGAUUUCAUGUUACUGUUUUUGGCAUAAGAAAAAUGUCACUUUUCUGGGAGGAGAGGGGGAAAAUAUUAUAUGGCUUAUUUCAUUGCUU
This is a messenger RNA of Gopherus flavomarginatus (Mexican gopher tortoise), 11745 nucleotides long. It is a transcript of the gene NALCN, whose product is annotated as sodium leak channel, non-selective. Lineage: Eukaryota; Metazoa; Chordata; Testudines; Testudinidae. Gene Ontology annotation, cellular component: membrane. The record is from RefSeq and is a predicted model, not a curated record. Gene Ontology annotation, molecular function: monoatomic cation channel activity. Gene Ontology annotation, biological process: transmembrane transport; monoatomic ion transport. The transcript is spliced from 42 exons. Bases 276 to 5210 code for a protein of 1644 amino acids.